Apaloderma vittatum (bar-tailed trogon) is the source of this 8151-nucleotide messenger RNA. Its product is annotated as G-protein coupled receptor 98-like. The annotation marks the transcript as partial. Gene Ontology annotation, cellular component: membrane. The record is from RefSeq and is a predicted model, not a curated record. Gene Ontology annotation, biological process: cell communication; negative regulation of adenylate cyclase activity. NCBI's taxonomy places the organism in Eukaryota, Metazoa, Chordata, Aves, Trogoniformes, Trogonidae. The transcript is spliced from 40 exons. Gene Ontology annotation, molecular function: G protein-coupled receptor activity.
ACACUGCACAUUUCUGCAAUCCUGGAUGAGGAACCAGAGAUGGAUGAGCACUUUGUUGUCACCCUGUUCAAUCCAACUGGAGGAGCCAGACUAGGGACAAGAGUGCAAACGAUGAUUACAGUAUUACAGAAUCAGGCUCCACUCGGGCUUUUCAGCAUCUACCCAGUUACAAAUAGGACAAAUUUCCUCACAGUUGAAGAAGCCAAUACUACAGUUUAUUUGAAAGUUUUGCGGAGCAAUGGGCUCAACGUGUCUGUGAGUGUGGAGUGGGAGACGUUGUCGGAUACUGCAUUUGGCAUCAGGGGUAGUAUCAGUGUCCUGUCUGUCUUGCAAAGUUUUAUGGAAGAGGCAGCAUCUAGCUGGUGUUUCUUUACCUCUGGAGAAAUCCUGUAUGGUGUCCUGCUGCGUAUGCCUCCAGCUACGUUUUCUACUAUCUACCAAUGGAAAGGAGUUUUUGUUCCUGUCGAGAAUUUCAGUAUGUGGAAUCCUAAGAGCUGCGUGCCUUUCCAAAUCCAUGCCUCUCCCUACCUUGUGGUUACUCACGGAGGAGACAGGCAGGGAUCUUCCAACAACAGUGUGUAUGUGUUCAUGCCUGGACCCAGGCUGUUGAAGAUACAGACUGUCUCUAUUUUGGAUACCAGACAUGUGGAACAUUUUGCUGUAGAUGAAGAAGACUAUUUGAUUUUUGUGAGUCACUCGACCGGUUCCAGUUCCAUCCAGGUUUUCCAGUGGAAUAAUGAUGUAUUUGUGCUGCAUCAUCAACUUCCACUUUACAGAGCUCUGAACAUAGCCUUGUUUCCUAGAGGAGGCAUCAUGUACCUGCUAGUUUCUUUGUCAAAUACCAGCCAGAACAUGCUCUUGUACCACUGGGUGAAUAAUGAGUUUAGGAAUCUUCAUCAGUUACCAGCAAAAGAAAUAAAACAUAUGGAGGCCUGGAUUUCUGGAUCUGAUAUCUAUUUAAUUACUGCAAAAGAAUUUGGAAAUUCUUCUGAAAUUUUCAUCUGGGAGACAGGGCAGUCUACCUUUAGGCACUUUCAGUCUCUUCCAGUCUGCGCCAUAAGAAACGUCCAUGUUUUCAUGCCUCCUUCAGGUUUAGUUCACAUUCUCCUGUCUGGUAAGGACACAACAACGCUGUAUUCUUGGAACUCGGAAGGGAACCAGUUCUCUGUGAUGCUGCAAGCCCCAUAUGCAGAUCAUAUCACUUCAGCUACUGCAACGUCUCUGAACUCCAGCAAGAGCUUGAUCGCUCUGUCCCAAGAGUCCAACUCCCAGAUUUAUGAGCUGACCACUGUCUCAAACCAGUCAGAUUUUAUACCUAGUUCAGGUGAACUGAUAUUUGACCCUGGGGUCAUGGAAGCUGUGGUAGCAGUCAAUAUCCUGGAUGACGUCAUCCCAGAGGAGGAAGAAUGCUUCAAAGUGUGGUUGAAAAACCCUAAGGGAGGUGCAGAGAUUGGUGUUCAUGGUUUUGUUAACAUAAUUAUUCCUUCCAAUGACAAUGCCUACGGAAUCAUUGCAUUUGCUCAGAGUUCUUUAUUUAAGCAAGUUGAAGAAAUGGAACAGGACAGCUUAAUCACCUUGAAUAUUGAACGUUUAAUAGGAACAUAUGGACGAGUUACAGUAGAGUGGAUCGCUAAUGGGAGCAUAAGUGAUGUAUUUCCAGCUUCAGGAAUGAUUACAUUUUCAGAAGGUCAAGCCCUGUCCACGAUCACCCUGACAAUUCUUGCGGAUGGUGUUGCAGAGCUUUCAGAGACCGUGGAAAUCACACUCGCUCGUGUUACCACUGUGGGUGUGCAGGAUGCUGCAAAAGGAGCCGUCAUUGACCCCAAAAGGGCAAGGGCUAUACUCACCAUUUUACCCAGUGACUCUCCACACGGUGUGAUAGGGUGGCAUAUGGAGUCUCUCUUUGUUAAAGCCACAGAGCCAGAAGGGCAACUGAAUUCAACUACUCUCACUUUACAAAUUAUUCGAGAACAAGGGUUUGUUGGAGAGAUUGCAGUUCAGCUGAGCACUGCGCCCAACUUCGAACUCGCCCUCUCCAACCAGGCAACAGAGAAUGAGGAUUAUAUACUUGAAAAGAAGACAGUCAUUAUGGCGGAGAACACAACAAUGACUUCUGUUGUAGUCACUAUUUUGCCUGAUGAUGUUCCUGAAUUACAGGAAGGAUUUAUAAUUAAUAUUACUGUUGUGCAACUGGUUGAUUCUCCCACUGGAAGUCAGCCAAGUGUGAAGAGGCUCGGGUUGGAAAUAGCUGAAAUAACAAUCGAAGAAAAUGAUGAUGCCAGAGGAAUAUUUGGUUUCAAUGUUACAAGAGAUAUAACUGGAGCUGUUGCUGGUUAUGAGGUACCACCACCACAGAAUGUAUUGAAACUUCCAGUUGUUCGACAGGCGGGGAGGUUUGGGUCAGCAACUCUGUAUUGGGAAGCCAUUCAUUCAACGGCCAGCUUUGAAGAUUUCACACCAUCAUUUGGAAACCUUACAUUUGCAGAUGGGCAGGCUACAGGAGAAAUAGAAAUUACAAUCGUAGAUGACAGUGAAGUUGAAUUCCUUGAGAUAUUCAAGAUUUCCCUGGUGAGGGUCACAGGUGGUGCAAGACUAGGGGAUGACACUCUGGUAACUGUCACUAUUCCGCCAAAUGAUUCCCCUGUUGGAGUAUUUGGGUUAGAGGAAAAGAACGUAACAGUGAGGGAACCUCAGACACCUGAUGACCCUGCUGCAGUGGUAUUGCUCACUGUAAGUCGAAGUCAAGGAGGACGAGGAGCAGUUAAAGUGCUGUGGAUUCUCGAGGAAGCAGCCAGAUAUGAUCUGUCCCCUCUGAAUGGUACCCUUCACUUCAAUGAGACUGAAUCACAGAAGGUGAUUGUUUUACAUGUGGUUCAAGAUGAUCAGCUGGAGGGGAAUGAAACAUUUGCCAUUCAGCUACUCUCUACGGGUGAUGCAGAGAUAUCCCCUGUAAAUGGCGUUGCAACCAUCAUUAUUGUGGGUGAUGAAGGAGCUUCUGGGGUGGUUGGGAUAGCCCAUUCAUCCAAGCAUGUUCUGAUUGGAGAACCUUCAGGAAAUUAUAAUGGAACUGCCCUCAUUAGCCUGACACGUGGCCCGGGGAUUUUUGGUGAGAUAGUAAUAUAUUGGAAUAUAACACCUCCUCAUCACACAGAAUUUAUUGAGACAUCGGGGAUCUUGACAAUGCGAGACAGACAGUCUGCAGCAGUUGUUCUAAUACAGGCUGUGGAUGACAACCGUCCUGAGGAGAAGCAUUACUACCAGUUUCAACUAACUGGAAUCAGUUAUGGAGGACUCAUAAAUGAAUCUAGCAGCACAGCAAAUAUUACCAUGGCCUCCAGUGAUUUUCCGUAUGGAAAGUUUACAUUUUCACAGGAACUGUUACAAACAACAGAAGAAGAAAAAUGGGUUAACAUCACUAUUGUGCGUUCCAGGGGAUCCUAUGGCGAAGUUCGUCUUUGCUUUCAGAUAAUAAAUGGGACUGCAGAGGAGGGAGCUGAUUUCACUCCUGCAGUGAGGGAAUUGUUGUUUGAACCACAUGAGGAGAGUAGAACAAUUUUGGUUGAAAUUCAUGAUGAUGACUUUCCUGAAGGUCCUGAAGACUUUUCAGUGAUGAUUACCGAGGUGGAACUCCAGGGAAGUGGAUUUGAUUUUACUGUAAAGGAAAAUGGUCUACAGAUAGAUCAACCUCCAGUAAUAGGAAAUAUCUCCACAGUACGAAUCACUAUAGCAAAAAGUGAUAAUGCAGAAGGCAUCAUAGAAUUUGAUCCACAGUAUAUCCUCCUACAGGUGGAAGAGGAUGCUGGAUUAAUCAUGAUUCCUGUUGUGAGAAGGCGUGGAACUUAUGGCUAUGUGACAGCUGAUUUUCUUUCUCGAAGUAUUUCUGCACUUCCCAAUGGUGUUGACUAUGUUCUCCAUAAUGAUUCCAUAAUUUUUGAUCAUGGCCAGAACAAGACUUUUAUUUAUGUUUCUAUUAUAGAUGACGAAGAGAGUGAAUUUGCAGAGCAGUUUGAAAUCCAGCUGACAGGAGCCACUGGUGGGGCCAUCCUCGGGCUCCACUUAGUGAGCCAGGUCACUAUUGCUAAAAGUGACUCCCCCCAGGGUAUCGUGAGGUUUCUCAACCAAAGUCGAAUUAUUCUUCCCAACCCCGACACCCUCAUGGCAGUUUCCCUGGUGCUGGAAAGGACUGGAAGAUUGAUAGGGGAGACAGAGAUUAAUUGGGACGUCUUGGGGCCCAAUUCAGAAGAAGUUUUAUCUCCCCUGAAUAGUGACAUUGGUGACCCUGUGAGUGGAUCAUUUUACUUUGGAGAAGGAGAAGGGGGUCUGAGAGCUAUUGAUCUACGCAUCUAUCCUCAUGAAGAAGUUGAAGUUCAGGAGAUCUUCAUUAUUAGACUGAGCCUUAAGAAAGGUGAAACAGAAAUAGAUCCUAAGGCAAACAACAUUACACUAAUGAUACAGAAGUUUGGUGAUCCCAACGGAAUUGUACAGUUUGCUCCUGAAUCAUUAACUCAGAACAAUUAUACAGAACCUUCAGCAGUGGAAGGGCCACAAAAUAUUACUCUGUUUGUCAGACGAAUUCAAGGCACUCUGGGAAAUAUAACGGUUUACUGGGAAAUAAGUAGCGAGUUUGACAUCAUGGGUGACUUUCUUAGGACAGAGGGAUCUGUCAUCAUUGCUGACCAGCAGAGCAGAGCUGAGAUAAUUAUCUACCUCUUACCUGAUGAUGUCCCAGAAUUGGAUGAAAACUAUGUGGUGCAGCUGAUUUCUGUAGAAGGUGGAGCAGAUUUAGACCAAGAGAAGAGAAUUUCAAAGAUCACCGUGUUUGCAAAUGAUGAUCCUCACGGAGUGUUCGCCCUCUACUCUGAUGAGCAGUCCCUCUUCAUAGAGAGAAACCUGGAUCGGUGUGUUCAGAUCAAUGUAACUCGGCAUGCUGGGGCCUUUGGAGACGUGAUCGUUGAGUACCAUAUCUCAUCUCAUUAUGAAGAAGUGCUAAUUGAGCCAGAGAACGAGGUGGGACACCUCACAGUAAAAGAUGGUGCCAGCUUUGGAGUGAAAAGCGUGCCAAUAAGCAACCAGGCAUUUAUUUUACUGGGCUUGAAUUUUACUCUGGAACUGAUUAACGUAAGCCUGGUUGGUGGAAGUGCCAAGGAUGUGCCUAAAAUAUUGGGAAAAGCACAGUCAGCUGUUCUGCUUGUUCCUGAAGAAGCUGCCAAUUCACAGGUUGGAUUCGAAUCUGUGAUUUUACGACUUACAAACAUUGUAGCAGGGACAGGCCAGGCUGUCAUAACCAGAAAAGGAAUUUAUGGCUCGGUAGUAGUUAGCUGGGUUUCAGGAUACCCACCCGACCUAAUGACUGGCUUUGCUCAGCCAGGCAAUAUUACUCCUCCAUUUGGUACUGUUGUGUUUUCCUCUGGUGAGCAAAGUAAAGUAAUUUCAUUUCAGGCUACUCAAAGCCUAAGUAGACAUGAGUUGUUUGCCAUCACUUUAGCAUCAGUGCACAGCAAUGUCUCUGGUGGGGCUCGCCUGAGACCAGGAUUUACGAUAGCUGAAAUUGAGCCAAUGGGGAUCUUCCAAUUUGAUGUCAAUUCAAGAUCUGUUUCAGUUGAAGAAGAUGUUCAGGUAGUCACACUACACAUCCAAAGAUUGUUUGGUUUUCGAAGUAAUCUCACUAAACUGAUUUAUCAGACUAUUCCAGGAAGUGCCAAACCAUUGGAGGACUUUAUACCUGUCUACAAUGGAGAACUUAUGUUUUUGCAUUUUCAGACAAAUGCUGUGAUAGAAAUAUCAAUAAUUGAUGACACUGUGUCUGAAAUAGAGGAAUUUUUUUUUGUAAAUUUGACUGCUGUGGAAGUUUUGGAUGCUCAGCCUGUGAAUCCUGCCUGGAGUCCACGUCUGAAUCCAGCUUUCAGUGUUGCAACAGUUAAUAUCCUGGCUAAUGAUAUUCUUCAUGGAAUACUAAGUUUGGGGCCAGAGCUUAUCUAUGUUGAAGAAGAUGCAAACAACAGUACCCCCAAUACAGUGAUACUUCAUAUCAGAAGGACCAAGGGUUUUACUGGUAAUAUUGAAGUAACUGUUAAAACCUUUGGAGGAGUGAGUGCACAAAGUGGAGUAGAUUCAUAUCCCUUCAAAAAUAUUGAUGGAAAACCAAACUUCACAUGGGCAGUGGAAGGAGAAGACUUUGAGGAACAGCUAAUCUCUCUGACUUUGCUGGAUGGAGAAAGAGAAAGCAAGGUGUCCAUAAAAAUUUUUGAUGAUGAUGAGCCUGAAGGACAAGAAUUGUUUUACGUUUUCCUCUCAGAUCCUGAAUAUGGAGCGCAGAUUGUGGAAGGGAAGGAUGAAUAUGGAUUUGCUGCCUUUGCAACAGUAAUUAUUGCAGGAAGUGAUCUCCAGAAUGGCAUUUUGGGAUUCAUUCCAGAAGUGCAAAGAGGUCUUGUACUUGAUGAAGACUCAGAAAACAGAGAGGUGCUGCUGAUGGUCACAAGGCAACCAAACAGGGCUUUUGAAGAUGUGAAGAUCUUUUGGCGUGUGACCUUUAAUGAAACAGCUGUUGUUCUUCUGAAGGAUGGCACAAACUUGGAGAACGAACUUGUAUCUGUGCUGGGAGCUACAACCUGCAUGGCAGGUCAAACAAUAUGCAACAUCUCCAUUGAAAUAAAACCUGAUAAUGUACCUGAAUUUGAAACAUAUUUUUUUGUCGAGCUGUAUGCUGUAAGCACAGGAGCCGCAUUGAACAGCAGUGCCAGAUUUGCUAUUUUAACAGUCCUUGAAAGUGAUGCUCCUUGUGGUUUAGUAUAUUUCGCCGUGGGGUCUCGCUUUGCUGUGGCUCAUAAGAAGACAACAUUAGUCAGUCUGCAAGUGCUUAGAGAUUCUAGUACUUCGAUAACUACAAUGGUUAGCUAUAGCAUGCAGGAACUACAAAAACCUGAACCUAUUGGUCGGACCUUCAUAUCUCCCGCUGUGCCAGGACAAGAUUUUUCCAGAUCUGAAGGUUUACUGACUUUUGAACCUGGACAGAGAAAUAUAGUUCUGGACGUGACCCUUACUCCAAAGACGGCAUCUUUAAACCCGUUUCCUAAACGUUUCCAGGUUGUACUUUCUAAUCCCAGAGAUGGUGCCAGGGUGGAUGAUAUGUAUGGCAUUGCUAAUGUCACCAUUCUCUCAGAUUUGGACUCUCUGCCAUUUUGGGGGUUGAUUGACCAACUGCAUCAGCCUCUUAAUGAUGCCAUUUUACACAGAGUCCUCCAGAAUCUGAAUGUCAAAGUGGCUACAGAAACUACAGAGGAGCAGCUUACUGCUGUGAUGCAUAUAAUAGACAAGGUUGCAGAUGUAGGUGAGAAACAGUUACUCACUGAUAGAAGUAGAAGCCUUUUCUAUGAGAUACUCUGUGUGCUAGCUAGCCCAAAACGUGAGGACACACGGGGAUAUAGCCUGCUUGCUGAGGUGACUGAGAAGUUUGCUUUUUCCCUGUCGACUGGAAUAAUGUGUGGAUCACCAGGAGAAAGAGGUAAAAAUAUCCUUGACAGCUGCCCCUACCUUGCAAUAAUGGCUCACAACUGGUUUCCUCAGCAAAUCAAUGGACACAGAUUUGAUGGAAAAGAUGGGGACUCUAUUCAAGUACCUGAACAUUUACUAGAGGUCUCUGUUGUACUGCCACCUCCUCAAGAAAGGAACUGUGAAUCUGUACAGUUCACAGAAUACAGAAGUCAGCAGUGGUUCCUUACUGGAGAUAAAGAACUUGCCCUGAAGAACAAGGUUUUUUCUAUGAGUUUGAAGGGUCGGAGUUCACACCCUUUGAAAGAUAACAAUGAAGUAAUUUAUCGGAUUUAUGCUACGGGAAGUCGGAUUGUUCCACAGAAGUCUCUAUGUCUCCUCUGGAAUCAAGCUGCUGAAAGCUGGCUGUCUGACAGCGAGUUCUGCAAAGUGGUUGAUGACACCUCAGACUAUGUGGAGUGCUCAUGUUCUCAUAUGUCCAUUUACGCAGUUUAUGCCCAAACGGAUAACUUGUCUUCGUACAAUGAGGCUUUUUUCUCUUCUGGAUUCAUCUGCAUUUCAGGUUUCACUUUGGCUAUUAUCUCCCACCUAUUCUGCACCAGAUGCGCAAUGUUUGCAGCUAAACUUCUCACUCACAUGAUGGUUGCUUGUUUGGGUACUCAG